CAAACGCCGGCGAAGAAGUGACUGUGAACUCCGGUGAGUCAAGUGAGAGUCAUAAACGCAAUGUCGAGGUUUCCGUUUAGUCAAUCCAAUUCCGGUGGAGAUUCUUCUCCCGCAACCGAGUCCUCGCUUGCUUUCUCCUUCAACCAAUCCUCAAACCCUAGCUCCGCCGGCGGAUUUAGCUUCGAAUCGACUCCUCUUACUUCUUCCGCAACUCCAUCAUUUGGAUUUGGAACCGCUUCGUCUUCUUCAUCAGCCGCUUCUUCUACAUCCCUCCUUUUCGGCUCCUCACCGUCCAUCUUUGGAGCCACCAGUUCGUCACCGUCUAGUCUUCCAUCUUCUACUUCAACCACUGCUCAUGCUACCGGUUCUCCUACGACAACAAUGACAUCUCUUGGUGUCGCUUCGAGUAGUGGCACAGCGAUUGGAGCUCCAAAUAUGCCAUCUGAAAUAACUGAGGAAAUUGUAAAGGAGGUUAUUGUCGUGGAGGCGGAUACUGAGUUACAAGAGCCUUCAUGGAGAUUUCUGAAACAGGAAAAUGAAGAGCUCAAAAAAAGAGUGACGGAGAUGGAGGAGGAGUUAGAGGAUAAGGAUUCUGACUUAGAACAACGAGAGGAUUUGAUUAGUGCCCUCUUGGUGAAAGAACGCUAUAGCAAUGAUGAGAUACAAGAAGCACGCAAACUAUUGAUUAGUGAACUGAGAGAUUUAAUGGAUGAUGGAUCGAAGAUCAGAGUAAAGAGGAUGGGAGAUCUUCAUGUAGAGCCCUUCGUAAAAGCAAGUAAGCGGAGAUUAACUGGCGAAGACACUAAGCUUUACACGAAAUGGGAAGAAAACCUCAGGGAUCCACAUUGGCAACCAUUCAAAAGGGUGGAGAUCGGAAACAAAGUGAAGGAAGUGGUGGAUGAAGAAGAUGAGAAACUUAAGAAUCUCAGAGAAAAGUGGGGAGAAGAGGUGACGGACGCAGUUAAGACGGCUCUCGAAGAACUUAACGAGUUUAAUCCAAGUGGCCGGCAUGCAGUCCCAGCACUGUGGAAUUCCGAACAAGGAAGAACAGCUACAUUGAGAGAAGCGAUUGCUCACAUGACCUGUGAGAUCAAAACUCUCAAACGGAAAACGAAUCUGAAACACCGUAAAUAAAACUCUCAAGUUCUCUUGUCAGUCGGUGUUUCUCAUUUUGUAUAUCUAAACUAAGUAAUCUAAACCCUUGGAAUGUUUGGUGUAUUCUUACUAAUAUAACUAAUUUCUUAAA
This is a messenger RNA of Arabidopsis arenosa, 1246 nucleotides long. NCBI's taxonomy places the organism in Eukaryota, Viridiplantae, Streptophyta, Magnoliopsida, Brassicales, Brassicaceae. The record is from the annotation of a GenBank genome assembly.